Danio rerio (zebrafish) is the source of this 841-nucleotide messenger RNA. The record is from RefSeq and is a predicted model, not a curated record. NCBI's taxonomy places the organism in Eukaryota, Metazoa, Chordata, Actinopteri, Cypriniformes, Danionidae.
UAAGAGGAGAUGUUCAGCAGGUCAUGCAGCGGGUCAGAGUCCUCAUUAACCUGCUGUGAUCCAGACUUAAUCACCGUCACCUGAUGAGCAAUUAGCAUCCGCCAUUUAACUAGCACACGGCGCAGACCCGCUCUUUCUUUUCAUUUGCUGUCCUAGAAACAGCCCGGAGAUUAUUUCUGUUUUUUGUUUUUGUUUCAAAAUGAGCAAAACCGAGAAACCUUUAUCCACUCUUUGGGGUUGUGAACUCAAUGAAUCUAAUAAAGAGGAGUCCUUCAAGACUGAUGACACCAACCAUCAGCACCAGCUGGCUCUGAGAACGAUGUGUCUCGGUCACACCGCCAAAGAUGAGUUCAAUAUUGUCGAGCUGGUCACCGGCGAGGGAAACAGUAACGCCAAGGCGGUUCCCAUAGCAACGCUUCACGCGAAAUCCAUGCCAACGGUUAACCUGUCUGGUUUGGAUCUUCAUCCACCGGUGACCUUUCGCCUGAAGCACGGCUCUGGUCCGGUGUUUGUCGGAGCGGAGCAUGUGGCCUUGGAGGAGUACUCUGACGAAGAAGAGCUGGACGAGGAGAUGGACGAGGAGGUGGAAGAAGAGGAGGAAGAUAUCGAAGAAUCGCCUGUUAAGAAAGUCACAAAAAACAGUGCUGGCAAAAGAAAGAAGCCAGAAAAGGGAGAAGAUGAGGAAGCAUCAGAUGGAGAAAAUCCUCCAAAAAAGGGUAAAGGAAGAGGACGGAAGGCGAAGGCGUGACCAGGCAAGAACUUUUAUACUAACAGAUGUCCCAAAUUGCAUGCUGUUCUUGUGCACUGUUCUACACCACUUCAUAGUUCGAAUAUUAAAAUG